This is a messenger RNA of Bufo gargarizans (Asiatic toad), 2867 nucleotides long. RefSeq names its product synaptogyrin 1 (gene SYNGR1). The record is from RefSeq and is a predicted model, not a curated record. The coding region runs from base 386 to 1081 and encodes 231 amino acids. NCBI's taxonomy places the organism in Eukaryota, Metazoa, Chordata, Amphibia, Anura, Bufonidae. The transcript has 4 exons. Gene Ontology annotation, cellular component: synaptic vesicle membrane; neuromuscular junction.
GGAGAGGCUAGUGCGCAGGCGUGAGACGCUGCUACAGACACAGCGGUAGUCUGUAGCUGCCGUACUGGCUCUGAUCUUGGGUUUGGCUGCGUUUGCUCAGCACGUCAGCUGCCUCCAGCCCACCUCUCGCAGUCAGCGGCUCCGUCCCUCCCUCCAUCUGGCUGCAGGAGCCGCGAUCGUGCCUUGACCGUCAGAAGCCGGCCAUCCUCCUCCUCCUCCAUCCCUGUCUUCAUUGGGAGCAUCUGCGGCUCACCUGCGGAGAGCCUCCCAUGCCCUUGAGCAUAGUAGCCAUUAUCUGAUCUGCCUGUCAUUCACCAGCCAGCCUCACUGCAAGGGCAUCUGGACACCGCUCCUAAUUUGCAGAUCCAUUUUGGAGGUGCUGAUAAUGGAGGGAGGCGCCUAUGGAGCCGGUAAGGCUGGAGGAGCCUUUGACCCCCAGACUUUCAUCCGGCAACCUCACACCGUCUUAAGGAUGGUGUCUUGGGUCUUUUCCAUUGUGGUCUUUGGGUGCAUAAUUAAUGAGGGAUACAUUAAUAAGGCAAGCGAGGAGGAGGAGCACUGCAUUUUCAACCAAAACCAAAGUGCCUGCAACUAUGGUGUGACGGUAGGGGUGCUGGCCUUCCUCACCUCCAUUCUGUACCUGGCAGUAGAUGUCCACUUUCCACAGAUUAGCAGUGUCAAAGACCGCAAAAAAACUGUAAUAUCUGACAUUGCUGUGUCUGGUCUCUGGUCGUUUUUUUGGUUUGUUGGCUUCUGCUUUUUGGCCAACCAAUGGCAAGUGUCUAACCCAGAGGACAAUCCAAUGAAUGAAGGAGCAGAUGCUGCCCGCGCAGCCAUAGCGUUCUCGUUCUUCUCCAUCUUUACUUGGGCGGGACAAGGUGUGCUGGCCUUCCAACGCUAUCGUCUGGGCUCUGACUCCGCAUUGUUCUCUCAGGACUACAUGGACCCAAGCCAAGAUCAGGGGCCUCCUUAUCCCCCCUAUGCCAGCAAUGACGACUUAGAUCCUUCUGCUGGCUACCAGCAGCCUCCCGCAGAGGCCUAUGAUGCGGGCACACAGGGCUACCAGGCCCAGGAUUACUAAAGCACCUCCUUCAAUGAACUUUCAUUACCCGACAGGCUAGCAACUCCUCAGUUUGCAAUUUGUUGCUGCCUUUCUGUAAGUGAAAGAUGUAAAAGAUGAUGUCCUUAUUUUUUAUGACCAGAUCCAGGGAAGGAUCUCUUCUUAUUUUUAUGUUUGUUUAUAAAUACAGGUUUAGGGUUAUUUUUUCUUAUUGUUUGUCUUUAGCUAUGUGCAAUUUUGCCAGGUUUACUCCAUAUCAUUCCUUGAGUCUGUAUUUCGGAAAUGGAGAACAAUUCUUUCCAAACCUUAUUAAAUUCUACUGUAAAUAAUAUCCUGCAGUUACUGGAGUGAGCAUGUGAGAUGUCCACCAGCUAUAUUGGAAGUUUUAAACAUUCCCAGGUUUAUAGAAAUAUCUAGAAUAGAGAAUAUUAAAGGGAUUCUUUAGGAUUAAAUUAAAUUCACUGGAAAAAUAUUGUAAUUUGCAAACGCAGCGUCUGUCACACUAUCCGUUUUUUUUAUUUUUUUUAUUUCACUGUCCAACAGUUUUAGAUAAUAACACGUUGUGUCUUGGUCAUCAUUGUCUUUACAUAAUCUGCAGUCCACUAAUAGUUCAGGACCGGGAUAAAAAGAUAAAGUUUGGGGGGGGGGGGGGGCCCCCAAGUAAAUCCUAGGGCACAGAGGACAUAUAAUUUGGUAGCACUUCCGCCUAGCAAAACCUGGUAGUGAGUAUAAAGAGGUGCAGUUUACAUGCUCAUUUACAUCUGCAAUAAACAUUUAGCAAAAUUUCCUAAUCCCAAAGAACCCUUUUUAAUCGCAACAAAGCGUUCACUUUAUGCAAUUUGUAAUUUAUGUAUUUUAUUUUAUUUUUUUUGGGGGGGGGGGGGGAGAAAGUAUUGAAAUAAGACCAAGACAAAGUAUGUUUUCACUGUGUUUGUGACUAAAAGUUAAGGGAAUUUUCCCCAAUUUUAUUUUUUAUUUUUGGGGAUGACCUAUCCUCUGGAUAGGUCAGUAUCUGAUUGAUGGGGGUCUGACACCCGGGAACCCUGCCAAUCGGCUGUUUGAAAAGACAGUGGGGCUCCUGAUUUUCCUAGGCCAAGUGACAACAAGUUCAUGAGUGGGACUGAGCGCAAUACCGAGCACAGCCGCUACAAUGUAUGGCACUGUGCUUGGAAAGCUGUAAGAAGGCAGCAGUGCUCACAGGAGCACCAGUGCCUUCUCAAACAGCUGAUCGGCGGGGGUCCCAGGUAUCGGACCCCCACGAUCAGAUACUGACAACCUAUCCAGAAGGAAAAAAAAAUCUAAAAAAAAACAACCUUGGAAAACCCUUUUUAAAUAGGUGUUGUGGUUUUAAUGAUUAGAUUUAUUUUAGAGAAAAGAGUGAACAAUUUUCUAAUAUACAUCUAUUUAAUUUUUUUCUUGAAGACAUUUGUUAUAUACAUAAAGUAGCCUCUCCCUUAAAAAAAAACCAGCCCAUAUUAGUCCUGUAAAAUGCCUCCAUAGGAGAGACUAAACAUGACGUCAGUCAUGUGACCGUCACAAAUAUCAUAUGACCUGGCUUUCAUUUAACUGCCCAAGUAUCUAGCAGGUGAAUAGUAGCGUACAUACAAUUUGUAGAGUAUUGCUACCUGCAGCAGUAUCUCAUCAGGUCUAUCAGUUUCUGUAUAGAAACAGAUCUGUGUGUGUGGUCUUCUUGUUUUAUUACACUAAACUUUAUUAACAUGACAACAUCACCUAGAGACAGGCAGCCAUGUAAAUACACACAGUGAUGUAGUUAAUGUAAUAACCACAAUAAAAAUCAUGAUUCCAC